Messenger RNA from Funneliformis geosporum, 546 nucleotides. Lineage: Eukaryota; Fungi; Glomeromycota; Glomeromycetes; Glomerales; Glomeraceae. The record is from the annotation of a GenBank genome assembly.
AUGCAUUAUUCUAGAGGACCUAACAAAGGCAAAAUUCAUUCAUCAUAUUUACAAAAAAAAGUAAAUAAAUAUCUUGACCAAACUCUUUAUAGGCAUCAAAAUUAUCAAUCUUUACAAGAUUCAAAUUUACAUACAACCCAACAUCUUCGAGAUCAGAAGUCAAAAUGUAUAGCUGAAAUUCAUUCUUUGGUUCGACGCUCAAAGCAAAUUACUGAUGAAGAAUUUCACAAAAGAGUUAAAUCAAUUUUUAAACUUGAUAAAAAAUCUUAUUCUUCAAAUACAAUCUGGCUUGCUACAAAUAUCUUACAAGUAAGACAGAUAUCAUUUUGCUCUGCUAUUGAGUAUAUGCGAUUAAUUUAUGAAUUUCUAGUAGAAGUAUCACCUCAAAAUUGGUUGGCAAAAUCUACUCUACGUAUAUGGCAUCAGGAUGUUUCUGAACUUCAUUUUAAUAGACAAAUUCGUCAAGCAAAAAAUGCACCUAUAUUUGGAGUAAUGGUUGAUGAAUCAACACAAGGGCAAAUAAAAAAUUUAGUAAUCUACUAUUAA